AUGGGGACCGAACGAGAUGGCUUCUUCUCAAUCCGGGCGAAUGAUUUCGCCGAGCAUCCAGUCAACAGCCUGAGAUCGCCAAGCCGAUCACCGCAGUGCCGUCCGAAUCUGGUUGCUCAGCCGUCCGGCCUCUUCUUUGACGUAAGUCAGUCCUCAACUGGCUAUACACAUAAACCGACUCCCAGUCAGGCCUUUAAGCAAAGUAAGGCAGGUGGGCACGCAAGUCCAAACGGUGGAGGGAAAAGUGCUGGAAUGUCUGUACACCACGACGAAUUACGCACGACGACUGCAUAG
Protopolystoma xenopodis is the source of this 294-nucleotide messenger RNA. The record is from the annotation of a GenBank genome assembly. Lineage: Eukaryota; Metazoa; Platyhelminthes; Monogenea; Polystomatidea; Polystomatidae.